AUGGAUAACAAAGAGGAAGGAACUGGUGCUGGUGCUGGUGCUGGCGCUGGUUUUUUCUCUGGUGAUUUUACUUCGUAUAAUUAUAGAAGUUACAAGCCUUAUAAUACUAAUAAUAGUAUUCAUCACCAUUCUAAUUUUUCAUGUAAGCCAGCUCGUCCGCCAUUGACAGCCAUAGACAGUUUCUUAAGUGGUCAAAGCCACCAUUUGACUAAUAAUACUUCUUCUGAUCAUCAACUACAACUGGCUCACGAUCAUGAUCAUCAAAGCAACGUUGUUUCAUCAUCAGAAAAUGGGUUGUGGGAUUUUUCUUCGAGCAGUACCACUGUGGUUGAUCAUAAUAAUAAUACUAACCAUUAUUAUGGUGCAAUUACGUCUGGGGUUCAUUUUUCUUGGCCUAUGAGUAGUUUAACCGGUGCUGAUCAUCAUCAAGAUCACCAAGCAAGCUUCUUUGAAGGGCUUUUUGUUGAUGACGAUGAUGAUCACCAUGGUGUGGUAGAAGCUGGUAUGAAUAGGACACAAGAUAGAAUUAUGAACAUUGAUACGUGUUUGAACGAAGAAGUUGCGGAGAUGAUGAUCAAUAGCUGUAAAGAGAUGGGAAAGAGAGCUCUUAAAAAGGCUUCUUCUGCGGCUUUAAUAAAAGGACAAUGGACAGACGAAGAAGACAGGAAACUGAUUAGACUGGUGAAGCAAUACGGAGUACGAAAAUGGGCUCAGAUAGCUGAAAAAAUGAUUGGGAGAGCCGGUAAACAGUGCCGAGAGAGGUGGCAUAAUCAUUUGCGCCCUGAUAUCAAGAAAGAUGGCUGGAGCGAAGAGGAAGAAAAAAUACUAGUUGAAGCUCACGCGGAGGUCGGGAACAGAUGGGCGGAGAUUGCGAAACGCAUCUCGGGGAGAACGGAGAAUGCGAUCAAGAACCACUGGAACGCUACUAAAAGGAGGCAAAAUUCAAGGAGAAAGAGCACUAAGCAGAGUGAAUCCCAGAACAGAAAUAAGCCUCAAUCUUCAGUGCUUCAAAAUUACAUUAGGAGCAAGAGUCUCAUGCUGAUGCUUAACAACAACAAUGGUAAUAAUGUUCCCACUGUAGUAGUGGACUUGUUAUCUGAGUCAACUAGUACCAAUACUACUACUACUGAUUGUGGUGCGGAAUCUCCUUUACUGGUAUCUGAUCAGGCAUACGACGAUGAAGUGCUUUUCAUGCAGAAUCUCUUUAGUAAUAACCCAACUACUACUACUACUAUUACUGAUCAUUCAAACAAAAGCCACGGUGGAGAUGAUCAUCAUCAACAGAAGCUCAACAUGAAUGAUCAUGGGAAUAUUAUUCCAAACAAUACUACUACUACUACUCCAAGUGGUAGGAGUACUCAUCUUUACUCCGACCUCUACUUAUCUUAUCUAUUGAAUGGUGCACCGGCUAGUUCAUCAUCAUCUUCGAUUUUUAAUGUUAAUGAUGAUGAUUGCUAUGGUCAGAUGGUUGACGAUGCUGAUCAUCAUCGUGGUGAGCAUUCUGAUUCAAAUGGCAUCGUGGGAAAGAGAGAGAUGGAUUUGAUAGAGAUGGUCACUUCUUCUCUCUUCUCCAAAGAUUAG
This is a messenger RNA of Humulus lupulus (European hop), 1581 nucleotides long. Its product is annotated as transcription factor MYB119-like. Gene Ontology annotation, molecular function: RNA polymerase II cis-regulatory region sequence-specific DNA binding; DNA-binding transcription factor activity, RNA polymerase II-specific. The record is from RefSeq and is a predicted model, not a curated record. Gene Ontology annotation, biological process: regulation of DNA-templated transcription. Gene Ontology annotation, cellular component: nucleus. The transcript is spliced from 3 exons. Bases 1 to 1581 code for a protein of 526 amino acids. NCBI's taxonomy places the organism in Eukaryota, Viridiplantae, Streptophyta, Magnoliopsida, Rosales, Cannabaceae.